Molecule: messenger RNA, 3145 nt
Organism: Cucurbita pepo subsp. pepo (vegetable marrow)
Lineage: Eukaryota; Viridiplantae; Streptophyta; Magnoliopsida; Cucurbitales; Cucurbitaceae
Biological process (GO): intracellular monoatomic cation homeostasis
Cellular component (GO): mitochondrial inner membrane
Source: RefSeq, a predicted model, not a curated record
GUCCUCUGUUCUUGUGGCUGUGGAUAACCGAAAAAAAGCUUGGUUUUGAUGGAGUCUCAACUAUUACUGUGCAGAAGAUAACGCCAUUUUCCUACACUUCGCUCAUCGAUCAAUCAAUCAUUCUUGUGUCCAUUCCCCUCUCCACGUAUACGGAUAAUUCCUCUCUCGACACGCCGGCUUUCACUUUUUCUUUAACACACCCAAACUUUUCCCUUCUACACUUCGAUGGCAUUUGAAUUUCAGGGUAGUACCUUUCUACCGUCAAGUUCGUCGACAACAUGGCUUCCAUACAAUCCAACUCGGACUUAUUUUUCAUGUAAAAGAGCCAAAUUGGACGGCCUGCUAAGCAGCUGGGGAAAUUCAAGGAAAAGAUGCCUUAUAAGAGCUGUUUUAUCAGAAAAGAAUGACAGUAGUCUCAAUCCUAGUUUCAUAGGCUUUAAGAAAAGCUAUUUACAACUUUGCAGACAAAGAAACCUCUCACCCCUCGCUUCAGCAGAUGAGAGUGUAACUGUCAAUGGGAGUCCCCAAGCAAGCACUAGUUCUGAUGUUGAGAAAAUGAGGAUCAGGUUAGAUGACUCACGGAAACAAGAUUGUAAUGAUGGCCUUGUUCAAUCUUUGCAUGAUGCUGCAAGAAAUUUUGAGUUGGCUAUUAAAGAACACAGUGCGUCCUCAAAAAUGCGUUGGUUUUCAACAGCUUGGCUUGGUAUGGACAGAAAUGCAUGGGUUAAGUCGCUGUCUUAUCAGGCCUCUGUGUAUUCUUUGUUGCAAGCAGCUUGUGAAAUUUCAUCUCGGGGUGAUAAUAGAGACAAAGAUGUCAACGUUUUUGUUGAGAGAAGUUUACUACGCCAAUCUGCUCCCUUGGAGAGCUUAAUCAGAGAUAAACUAUUAGCGAAGCAACCAGAAACUUAUGACUGGUUUUGGUCUCAGCAGAUCCCGGUGGUGACAGCAUCAUUUGUCAAUUAUUUUGAACAGGACCCACGCUUUUCUGCUGCAACUGCAUUGGAUGGCAGAGGAUUAUCUAUGGACUCUGGCAGUACAAGUGUGUCACUCCUCAUGCUUGCACUGGCUUGUCUUGCUGCUAUCACGAAACUUGGGCCUGCAAAAGUCUCUUGUCCACAAUUUUUUUCUAUAAUUCCAGAGAUAUCUGGUAGAUUGAUGGACACGCUGAUAGAAUAUGUUCCUAUUUCUGAAGCUUUUGAAUCCAUAAAGAGCAUUGGUCUGCGUCGAGAAUUCCUUCUUCAUUUUGGUUCUCGAGCAGCUGCUUGCAGAGUAAAAAAUGACUGGGGUGCAGAAGAAGUAAUCUUCUGGGUUGGUCUUGUACAGAAGCAGCUACAGCAAGCUAUAGAUAGAGAAAGAAUAUGGUCCAGAUUGACAACAUCAGAAAGUAUUGAGGUUUUGGAGAAAGAUUUGGCUAUAUUUGGAUUCUUUAUUGCCUUGGGAAGAAGCACACAGUCUUUUCUCUCUGCUAAUGGAUUUGAAGUUUUAGAUGAUUCUCUUGGAAGCUUCAUCAGGUACCUUAUAGGGGGAAGCGUCUUAUACUAUCCUCACCUUUCAUCAAUCAGUUCUUAUCAAUUAUAUGUGGAGGUAGUCUGUGAAGAGCUGGAUUGGCUUCCAUUUUACCCAAACAACCCUGGCUAUUUGAAACCAUCUGAUGGGCAUAUGAACAAAAGAGAAGGUCCUCCAAAUGUUGAGGCAAUCCCCCAAGCAUUAGAUGUUUGUGCUCAUUGGAUUGAGUGCUUCAUCAAGUACAGUAAAUGGUUGGAGAGUCCUUCAAAUGUAAAGGCGGCAAAAUUUCUAUCAGUGGGGCAUACCAAGUUGACAGAAUGUAUGGAAGAGCUAGGUAUUAUGAAGAAUGAGAUGCUAGAGAGAAAUGCCAAUAUUUCUCUUGAAAAGAGUGGAUCAAGUAAUUCUUCAACCACUAAGCGUGAAACUGAAUCCUUUGACAAGGCUUUGGAAAGUGUUGAAGAAGCAUUGAAACGACUUGAACAGUUGCUUCAAGAACUGCAUCUAUCAAGUACAAAUUCUGGAAGAGAACAUUUAAAAGCUGCUUGUUCUGACCUUGAGAAAAUAAGGAAACUAAAGAAAGAAGCUGAAUUUCUGGAGGCAUCUUUCAGAGCAAAAGCAGCUUUUCUUGAGCAGGAAGCUGAUGAAAGUCGUUCCAGUAGCAACCAACGUGAAUACCUGAAAGGAAACAAUAAAAAGAGGGCUAAGACAGUUAACAACAGGAGCAACAGAACUCGUAGGCUAUGGAACUUGGUCCCUUCUACCUGGCAACCUGAUCCUGAGUCGGGCAUUGACGGAUCAGAGGAUGCCAUUGGACGUCACACUUCUGAUAUAGAUGUAAUGAACACAGAAUUGAAUGAGUUCCAUCGUUUUGAACUUCUCCGAAAUGAGCUAAUAGAACUUGAAAAACGGGUACAGAAAAGCUCGGAAGAAUCAGAAACUGAUGAGGAUCCGAAGGAUACAGAUGAUGCUGCAAGCAGUUUCCGUAAUCGUGAGAAUAGUCAACUAUUGCAGAUUCAGAAGAAAGACAAUAUUAUUGAAAAAUCUAUUGACAAGCUUAAGGAAACUAGCACAGAUGUAUGGCAAGGCACGCAACUCUUGGCUAUUGAUGUUGCUGCUGCUAUGGGAUUGCUUAGGAGGGUACUGAUUGGAGAUGAGUUGACUGGGAAAGAAAAGAAUGCCCUACGAAGAACCCUAACCGACCUAGCAUCUGUUGUUCCAAUUGGUGUAUUGAUGCUUCUUCCAGUUACAGCAGUUGGACAUGCAGCUAUGCUGGCUGCCAUCCAGAGAUAUGUACCAUCCUUGAUACCAUCGACAUAUGGACAAGAAAGGUUGAAUCUAUUGAGACAGCUUGAGAAAGUCAAGGAAAUGAAAACCAGUGAAGUAAACUCAGAUGAGAACACUGAGGAAGAAGAAGCUGAGUGAAGCAGCUUGCAUUUUGUAGGGUUAUGGAAACGAGAGUUCUAAACAUGAGGCAGGCACCAGUGAAGCUUCAUCUGGCGUGUCGGGCUCACGAUUCUUUGAAGGGUGUUCAUCCUUUCUGAACUCUGUUAGAUAUGUAAUAUUCAAUACCUGAACUUUAUGUUUUACAGAAUCCAUUUGUUUUAUUACAUUUGAAAUGAAAAUAUUGUUUUCUGGCUCA